Gavialis gangeticus (Gharial) is the source of this 3714-nucleotide messenger RNA. RefSeq names its product actinin alpha 1 (gene ACTN1). The transcript is spliced from 23 exons. The coding region runs from base 228 to 2972 and encodes 914 amino acids. The record is from RefSeq and is a predicted model, not a curated record. NCBI's taxonomy places the organism in Eukaryota, Metazoa, Chordata, Crocodylia, Gavialidae. Gene Ontology annotation, cellular component: Z disc; cell projection; cortical actin cytoskeleton. Gene Ontology annotation, molecular function: calcium ion binding; actin filament binding. Gene Ontology annotation, biological process: muscle cell development; actin cytoskeleton organization.
UUUUCCUCCUCUUCUGUGUGUGCAAAGAUUAGGUUGAGAUCCGGUGAGUGGGAGCUGCUGCCUGCUCUCUCUCCCUCUCUUUCUCUCUGCUGCAGCUGGGCUUCAGCAAGGAGCUCCCCAGCCAGCCUCGGGCGAGCCCGACCCCGGCACCAGCCCGCAGAAGAAGGGGAGGCGAAGGCAGAGCAGACCAAAGGACCCCCCACCCCGCACCCCCGGCAGUGGCAAUCAUGGAUCCUUAUGACUCGCAGCAAACCAAUGACUAUAUGCAGCCAGAGGACGACUGGGACAGGGAUCUGCUUUUGGAUCCAGCCUGGGAAAAGCAGCAGAGGAAGACUUUCACAGCAUGGUGUAAUUCUCACCUUCGCAAGGCUGGCACACAGAUUGAAAACAUAGAGGAAGAUUUCAGGGAUGGCCUUAAACUCAUGUUACUUCUGGAAGUCAUUUCAGGUGAACGUUUGGCUAAGCCUGAGAGAGGCAAAAUGCGAGUCCAUAAAAUUUCCAACGUGAACAAGGCCCUGGAUUUCAUUGCUAGCAAAGGAGUCAAGCUGGUGUCCAUUGGAGCAGAAGAAAUUGUCGAUGGCAAUGUUAAAAUGACCCUUGGAAUGAUCUGGACCAUCAUCCUUCGCUUUGCCAUUCAGGAUAUCUCAGUAGAAGAGACAUCUGCUAAAGAAGGACUUUUAUUAUGGUGUCAGAGGAAGACAGCCCCCUACAAAAAUGUGAACAUCCAGAACUUCCAUAUCAGCUGGAAGGAUGGUCUUGGCUUUUGUGCUUUGAUUCACAGACAUCGCCCAGAACUCAUCGACUAUGGGAAGCUACGAAAGGAUGAUCCUCUCACUAACCUAAACACUGCCUUUGAUGUGGCUGAGAAGUACCUGGAUAUCCCCAAGAUGCUGGACGCAGAAGACAUUGUUGGAACGGCCCGCCCUGACGAGAAGGCCAUCAUGACCUAUGUUUCUAGCUUCUACCACGCCUUCUCAGGAGCCCAGAAGGCGGAGACAGCAGCAAAUCGUAUCUGCAAGGUACUGGCAGUCAAUCAAGAGAAUGAACAGCUCAUGGAAGACUAUGAAAAACUGGCCAGCGAUCUGCUGGAAUGGAUCCGCCGCACUAUCCCUUGGCUGGAGAACCGGGCACCAGAAAAUACCAUGCAAGCCAUGCAACAGAAACUGGAGGAUUUCCGGGACUACCGCCGCCUGCACAAACCCCCCAAGGUCCAGGAGAAGUGCCAGCUUGAGAUCAAUUUCAACACCUUGCAGACCAAGCUGCGGCUCAGCAAUAGGCCAGCAUUCAUGCCAUCAGAGGGGAAAAUGGUCUCGGAUAUAAACAACGCAUGGGCAGGCCUAGAGCAGGCUGAGAAAGGCUAUGAGGAGUGGCUUUUGAAUGAGAUCCGAAGGCUAGAGAGGCUGGACCACCUGGCUGAGAAGUUCCGGCAGAAAGCUUCUAUUCACGAGUCCUGGACGGAUGGCAAAGAGGCAAUGCUGCAGCAGAAGGACUAUGAAACAGCUACUCUGUCAGAGAUCAAGGCCCUGCUUAAGAAACACGAGGCCUUUGAGAGCGACCUGGCUGCUCACCAGGACCGUGUGGAGCAGAUUGCUGCUAUUGCACAAGAACUCAAUGAGCUGGAUUAUUACGACUCCCCAAGUGUCAACGCCCGGUGCCAGAAGAUAUGUGACCAGUGGGAUAAUCUGGGUGCCUUAACUCAGAAACGUAGAGAGGCCUUGGAGAGGACAGAAAAGCUGCUGGAAACAAUUGAUCAGUUGUACCUGGAAUAUGCCAAACGAGCCGCCCCAUUCAAUAACUGGAUGGAGGGGGCCAUGGAGGAUCUGCAGGACACCUUCAUUGUUCACACCAUAGAGGAGAUCCAGGGAUUGACCACAGCCCAUGAACAGUUCAAAGCCACUUUGCCAGAUGCCGACAAGGAGCGACAAGCCAUCCUGGGAAUCCAUAACGAAGUCUCAAAGAUUGUCCAGACCUACCACGUCAACAUGGCAGGAACCAACCCCUACACUACCAUAACCCCACAGGAGAUCAAUGGCAAAUGGGACCAUGUGCGGCAGUUAGUUCCCCGGAGGGAUCAGGCCCUGAUGGAGGAACAUGCACGCCAGCAACACAAUGAACGGCUCCGCAAACAGUUUGGUGCUCAGGCUAACGUCAUUGGACCCUGGAUCCAAACCAAGAUGGAGGAGAUUGGCCGCAUUUCUAUAGAAAUGCACGGGACUCUGGAGGACCAGCUCAACCACCUGCGGCAAUAUGAGAAGAGCAUUGUGAAUUACAAACCAAAGAUUGACCAGCUGGAGGGAGACCACCAACAGAUUCAGGAGGCUCUUAUCUUUGACAACAAGCACACCAAUUACACCAUGGAGCAUAUCCGAGUGGGCUGGGAGCAGCUACUUACGACGAUUGCCAGAACCAUCAAUGAAGUGGAAAAUCAGAUUCUGACCCGCGAUGCCAAAGGAAUCAGCCAGGAGCAAAUGAAUGAAUUCCGGGCCUCUUUCAACCAUUUUGACAGGGACCACUCCGGCACACUUGGCCCCGAGGAGUUCAAAGCCUGCCUGAUCAGCUUGGGUUACGAUAUUGGAAACGAUGCGCAGAAGAAGACUGGCAUGAUGGAUAGUGAAGAUUUCCGAGCCUGCCUUAUCUCCAUGGGUUACAAUAUGGGAGAGGCAGAGUUUGCCCGUAUCAUGAGCAUCGUAGAUCCUAACCGCUUGGGAGUAGUGACAUUCCAGGCCUUCAUUGACUUCAUGUCCCGGGAAACAGCAGAUACAGAUACUGCGGACCAGGUCAUGGCUUCCUUCAAGAUCCUGGCGGGAGAUAAGAACUACAUCACUGUGGAUGAAUUACGACGGGAACUGCCUCCUGAUCAGGCUGAAUACUGCAUUGCUAGAAUGGCACCGUACCAUGGGCCUAAUGCUGUACCCGGUGCCCUGGACUACAUGUCCUUCUCCACAGCACUGUAUGGCGAAAGUGACCUUUAACCUCCCUCCUCCCCCACCACACACUCCCCACCCCCUCCCCCGUCCAGGCACACCCUUCUUUCUGUAUGCAAAGCAGCCUCUACUCCGCCUCCUUUUAUUUUGUGUCUCCCCAUUUUUUGCUUCAGAUAACAGAUCAUGUUUUUAAAGCGGGGGGAAUGUUAGAAUAAGACAGUCUACCUUGCCCUUGAAAUGACAGUUUACAAAAUUAUUUUCUGCAAAAAAAAAAAGUUACAUUUAAAAAAGAAGACAGACAUAUUUUAUUACAGAAGAAAAGGUAUUUUUCUCUGCCAGAUUGAGACGUAAAGAGAAAAUUUAAAAAAUAUUGCACCAAAUAUUUUUUGUUGUGACAUAGGAAGUCAAGCACAAUGUUACAUUCCAUCCUUCUUUCCAAAAGCAAAGAAGCCACUUGUUCUGUUAUACUUCUCCAUUUGCAUAUGUCUCUAUCACGUUUAUCUUGGGAGGGGGAAGGCACGCAAGUGCAUGUUGUUUGCUGGUUCACUUCUUUCAUGAAAAUAUUUUAUGAUAAACUUUUGGAUUCGCUGUGUUUUCUAGGGAAAAAAAUAAUGUACACAGCUCAUGUUUUCAUAUUUAAUUAAAAAUUUACAAUAUGCCUCUUAUGUUUAUCAGUGCACAACUUUUUUUGUUGCUGAGAGUUGUCUGGUUUCAGAACAUGAAGCUUGAGAGUUGGUAACUUUGAUAUUGCUUGUCACAAACCAUAUUAAAAAUGUCUUGUGAUAACAGA